Hippocampus comes (tiger tail seahorse) is the source of this 2248-nucleotide messenger RNA. RefSeq names its product leucine-rich repeat-containing protein 3-like. Bases 283 to 1122 code for a protein of 279 amino acids. Gene Ontology annotation, cellular component: plasma membrane. NCBI's taxonomy places the organism in Eukaryota, Metazoa, Chordata, Actinopteri, Syngnathiformes, Syngnathidae. Gene Ontology annotation, molecular function: protein binding. The transcript has 2 exons. The record is from RefSeq and is a predicted model, not a curated record.
GGCUGCAGUUGCUUUUUGCUGUUCAUUUUUGGGGUUCAAGCUAAGGACAUAUGAUGGAGAAGAUUUUUCAAUUCCGUUGAACAUUUUCCUGUGACGCGUUCAGGACCAAACGAAGAGAAGGGAACGGCCAGUCAUUGGCAAAAGAUGAGGAGGGACCAAAACAAAACGUUAGACUCCUCUUUGGCAGAUGAUGUCGACAGGGCUCCACUCUGAAAUUUCGUGUCCCAACGAUGUCAAUGUUGCCACACAUUUUGUGCGAGAUCCCGGCUUAUCUGGAGCCAGAUGACAAACGAUCAGGUGACAGUCGAAAAUGGCGCUGAAGACAAAACUUCCGGACUAAUGGGUACCACUCCAAGGUCAUCCAAUAAUUCUUGCUCUUAUCUUGACUUCCUGGGUUCAUUGUGGCUUCUAUUGACCAUGAUCACCAUUGCGCGUGCCUGCCCAAAAAGGUGCCAUUGCACUGAAAGGAAUGGCGCUGUGGUGCAGUGCACGUCACGUAACUUGGAUAACAUCCCCUCCAAUCUGCCCAAGGACACCGUGGUUCUCUUGCUCUCGUCCAACCAGAUCACACACGUUCCCAAGGAAGCCUUCACCGACCUCCACCAACUCAGGGACCUCGACCUUUCCCAUAACCUCAUUGAAAGCUUGGAGGUCGGCGCUUUCCAAGGAAUUUCCCAAGGCUUGAGGACCUUGGACCUUUCAAACAACCACCUCAGCAGCCUGCCAAAGGAAACCUUCACUAAACUGCAAGCUCGUGUGCGCUUGUCCAACAACCCCUGGAACUGCGAGUGCUCUUUGCAGGAAGUGUUGAGGGAGCUGAGACUCGACCCCGAGACGAUCAAUGAGGUGAGCUGCUCGACGUCUGCGCAGGACGAAUAUGUCGGGCAACCGGUCAUCCAGGUGUUGGACUCGGGAAUCAACUUCUGCAACUUUCACCAGAAGACGACGGAUGUGGCCAUGUUCGUGGCCAUGUUCUGUUGGUUCGCCAUGGUGACCGCUUACAUCAUGUACUACAUCCGACACAACCAGGAGGAGGCAAGAAGGCACUUGGAGUACCUCAAGUCCUUGCCGAGCAGUUCCCAUAUCAGCAGGGACUACGAUACAGCCAGCAGUGUGUUUUAGAAAUGAUGCACCAAUGAAUAUAAAUGAGUGUGCAUUGAUGCAUAUAGAUGAAAGUCAAGCAGGGAAAAUGUUUCAGGCUUGUGAGUGAGCGAUAAAACCAGCUCAACGAUACAUUGCUGCACAAGUCAGAUGUGAUAAGAAGCAUCAAAAAAAUUAAAACAAUUCACUGUCUUGAAAAACACGCAAAUAUGUGGCGAGAAGGACAAAAUGCUAAUGUCUAGAAGGUCCUCUAUUUGGUUGUCAUCCCCCAAAAAGUCAGUGAAGUCCGAGUUUUAUUUGUGCUGUGGAAACAACUCAAGGCAGGAUCUGUUUCAACAAGAUGAAGGGCACAUGUAGCCUGUUUGACUUUCUUGAUUUCAAGUACUCAAGUGGUGUUCUGGAUUUUGAUGUAUUAAUGUUCUACAGCGAAUCUGUCCUUAUUAGUGGAAUACAUAUUGUAUGCAGAUUUUUAGUGUCUUUAUACAUAUAUCGUAUUUUGCUAGAGAUGAAAUUACUUUAGCCCUAUAGUGCUAAGAAAAUGUUUUUUUUAAAUUUAAGGGAAAUGUAGAUAUGACAUCCAAGUUAUUCAUCCAUCCAUUUUUUAAUCUGCUUAUCCUCACGAGGGUCGCGGGUGUCCAAGAGCUUAUCCCUGCUGUAUUCGGGCAGUGGGCGGGGGACACCCUGAACUGUUUGCCAGCCAAUUGCAGAUCCAAGUGUAGUUAUUUUCUGUCUGAACAAUUAAAUAAACAAAAAUUGCAAAUGAUAACGUUUUAUUCGAGGGCUGCUGAUGUAUUGAUAGAAAUAAAUAAUAAAUUACCAUCUAUUCUUCAAGACAGCGUCUUUUACAUUUUGCAGCAAUUUAUCGCAACAGAUGAAAACCGUACAAUGCAACAAAUAACAAGCACACAGAUCCUCUACCAACAAAUUAAAUCCAUAAAUCGGAUAUGACUGUGCAAGGCUUCUUAGAGUAUCUUGUUGCAGUUUAUUGGAGAUUUUUUUUUGCCUCGUGGUUGCAUUCUAAUUUGCCUAACCAUGUGACCAAGUGUUUUAUGUACCGGUAAUUAUAUUUCUUGGACUUGCUCUCCUCAAACCACCUCCACUCCAAGUCUUCCUCCCAAGGUUGUAAAGUGAGAUUACAUUCAGAAUU